Silurus meridionalis is the source of this 2712-nucleotide messenger RNA. It is a transcript of the gene lum, whose product is annotated as lumican. The transcript has 3 exons. Gene Ontology annotation, molecular function: protein binding. Lineage: Eukaryota; Metazoa; Chordata; Actinopteri; Siluriformes; Siluridae. Bases 348 to 1373 code for a protein of 341 amino acids. The record is from RefSeq and is a predicted model, not a curated record.
UUUCUUGCAAGCCUUUGCACCCGAAGCACCUCUGCAGAUGCGCUAGCCGCACCUGAAUCUCGUUACAUGCUAGAAUCGACAUGCCACGGCACACGGAACGCUGAUAUUCCACAAGCUGUCUGACUGCUGUUUUCCAUCAUCCUAGGUCCACUGUAGUUUAGCUGAGCCAGUUUUCUCGUUCUCGAUUUUCCCUCCUCUCUUUCUUCUUUUCUCUAUCCCUCCCUCUCUCUUGCCCUCCCUCUCUCAUCCUCUCCAGAGACCUUGGGCCACACACACCUCUGCCUGCAGCCUGAAACAGGGAGAGAGAGCGUAAGAUUUUCCACAGCGUUUGUCACUGCUGUGAAACCAUGUUCUCUCUUCGGUCUGUCCUCUUGGCUGGGCUUUUCAGUCUGUGCAUUUGUCAAUAUUAUGACUAUGACUAUGAGCCUGCUGCACAGUCAAUGCCAUCCUCGCCCAAUUGUGCCCUGGAAUGCACCUGCCCCAUCAACUUCCCCUCUGCCAUGUACUGCGAUAGCAGAAAUCUAAAGAACAUCCCAUUUGUCCCGACUGGAAUCAAAUACCUUUACAUGCAGAACAACCUUAUCGAGGAAAUCAAAACAGGUGUUUUUGACAACGUCACUGAUUUGCGCUGGCUCGUCCUUGACCACAAUAACAUCACCAGUGACAAGAUCCAAUCAGGAACCAUUGACAAAUUGAGCAAAUUGGAGAAGCUCCUGUUCAGCUACAACAAGUUGAGCAAACCUCCUAGCAUUAGCUCCAAGUCCCUGGAUGAAGUGAAGUUCAUUGGCAACCAGCUUGCUACAUUUCCCUCAGGCACUCUGUCUGGCAUGGAGAACCUCACGACCAUCCACCUGGGCAAGAACAAACUGACCUCAGAAGGCAUCACUGGGGCCUUCAAGGGACUGAAGUCAUUGAUGCUGCUGGAUUUAAGUGAGAACAAACUAAAAAAACUUCCAGCGGGCAUCCCCGCUUCCCUGCUGAUGUUGUAUGCUGACAACAACGAUAUCGAAAGCAUCCCCAAAGACUAUCUAGCUAAACUGCCAUUACUGCAGUACCUUCGUCUCUCUCACAACAAGUUGGCCGACGCAGGAAUUCCGGGAGGUGUCUUCAAUGUUAGUGCUCUCCUGGAGCUGGACCUGUCCUUCAACAAUCUUGAGUCCAUCCCUGAGGUCAAUGAAUCCCUGGAGCACUUGUACCUGCAAGUCAAUAAAAUAAGCAAAUUUGACCUGCCCAACAUCUGCAAGUUUAUCUCACCUGUAAACUACUCCAGACUUAGGUCUCUGCGCCUGGAUGGAAACAACCUUACCCACAAUAGCAUGCCUGAUGAUGCAUCCAGCUGCCUCCGUCAGGCCUCCGAGAUCAUUUUUGACUAGUUUUCCGCUCGCUGUUCCAGCAACUCCUACCAGCUUCUUCUAAAAGAUCUACUCAAAUUUAUACUUUAUAUAGCUACAAGGGGGGUAACUUUGCCUCACGGUGACAGAAUACCCUAUUCAUUAUGUCAGUAUAGCCUCAAAUAACCUUUUGGUUAUUUGUUUCAAAAAGAUCUGUACAAUGGAAAAAUAUAAUAGCACCCAAAGUACACUGAGAUCUUUGUAUUAAAUCUUGAAAAAAUAUCCAUUCUUGGCACAUUCCAGUAUAUAUAUAGUAUGAGGCACACCUGUAUUAUGUUAUGUAUGACUUAGUGCUUUAAUACAAAACAUGCUUGAACACCUCUUCGAUCCUAUUAGUCACUUCAGACAUUCCUGUAUGUAAUAUUUAUAUGGAUCAAUUGAAGCACAGAUCCUCAUUUGCUCUUAUGCUUUUGUAUAGAUUGUCUAAAUGCUGGCAGCGACACUCUAUAUUUACUGUACACGCGAUAAUAUUAAGUCUUCAGGAAUUAGCAUUUCAAAUGUAGUUUUAAUAAUCUUUAGCAAGCUGUAAUAACCUGUUUACUCUUUAUCUCUUUUCUGUUUCGAAUUUUAUAUCAAAAGGUAUCAGCUAUAAAAUUGUUCAUGUAACCAGAAAAAGAUGAAAAGUGAAGCAGUCCUACAAAAGCUGUUUACUCAAAUAUCUCUAUAUUACUUUUUUCUUCCAAGAGUGUGGUCGUUAGUUCAAUCUACUAAGGUGUGACUUGCAAGUAUUAUAGAUUUAAACUGUGAAAAACUGCUAUCUAUUGCCAUGAAACUAACAUAUGAUUUACCCAUUAACAGCUUGCUGCUCCAUAAACUGCCAAGAUUGAAGCAAUAUUCGAUUUUGUUUUACUUGCAUGCAAUUCAUCAUACACUCUCUAUAAAGCACUCUAUUCUAUUUUUAUGGUAUGAACACAUAAAGUACAUUCUGCAUUCAAUUGUGCACCUAUAUUUUGCUCACGUUGCAUUGUUCCAAUGUCAUUAAAUAAUAGCAGAUUUCGAGCAUAAUUGCAGGUCUAUUAUGUUAAAUGGUGAAAAUUUCUUUCAAAAAGCAGUGGAUUGUAAAGCAAAUAAAUCAAGUUUCCUAAACACGCUGUAAACUUCACUUUCAUCACAUUACAGUACUCUAAUGCUCGCUUUCUGAUUUUUCACCUAUUUCAUUUGCACUUACUUUCCGCUUUAAUAGGAACACCCAAACAUGGAUGUUGGUGCCAGAUGAGCUAAAACUGCUGAUCAUCCAGGGUUUUCACACACACCAGUCUCGAAUGUUUGAACAAAACGGUGCAAAAAAACUAAAUAAACCAAAAAAUAUUUUUGAGUGACA